Messenger RNA from Carassius carassius (crucian carp), 1723 nucleotides. Its product is annotated as melanocortin-2 receptor accessory protein 2A-like. Gene Ontology annotation, cellular component: endoplasmic reticulum; plasma membrane. Gene Ontology annotation, molecular function: corticotropin hormone receptor binding; signaling receptor regulator activity; type 4 melanocortin receptor binding. Bases 342 to 986 code for a protein of 214 amino acids. The record is from RefSeq and is a predicted model, not a curated record. NCBI's taxonomy places the organism in Eukaryota, Metazoa, Chordata, Actinopteri, Cypriniformes, Cyprinidae. Gene Ontology annotation, biological process: regulation of adenylate cyclase-activating G protein-coupled receptor signaling pathway; protein localization to plasma membrane. The transcript has 3 exons.
UUCACACGCGAGCUGAUGGAUGAGUGUGAGAGAUGCGUGAUCUCAUUAUAUAUUCAGUGCAUUCUCUCGAGACCACUGGAGACCUCACGAGUAACCGUGAUACUUACAGAACGCCCACCUACACCACAUCUGUGUCUUUGUCUUUUGCCUUGGAGCACGCAGACGUGAGAUGAUCGCAGGAUAAGGAUUAAUUCAUUGGCAGUGUCGGUGUUAAAACAGCCGCUUGUAUUCUCAGCUCUUAAUGCAGCAGAUGAUUGUGUUGCGUGGACCGCGCGCACCGGCUUCUGUCAGAAACUGUGAUGUUUCUUUCCCCUGUUAUCAGUUUUGAUCUGUGAUUUAAGAUGCCGAGGUUCCAGCAUUUAAACAGCACUAGUAUGCCAAAUCACAAUUAUGAAUGGAGCUACGAAUACUACGACGACGAAGAUCCAGUGUCUUUUGAGGGACUCAAAGCACAUCGAUAUUCCAUUGUGAUCGGCUUUUGGGUGGGUCUAGCAGUUUUUGUUAUUUUUAUGUUUUUUGUUCUGACUCUUCUGACCAAAACAGGAGCUCCACACCCAGAGGCUGCGGAGCCUUACGAGAAGCGAAUACGUCUCACAAGCUGCGCCGAGGGUCUCGGUCGCCGAUGUGAGGUGGAUGCCCGGACGGGUCUCUCUCGCCCAUUGCUGGAAGAAUCCCGGUCUUUUUUUCAGUGUUACAUUAAUGAAGAAGAGCGAGAAGGAGGCAGGGCCACUGCUGGUGCUGGCCACGGAUGUACGGGCAGCAGCACCUCCAGAGACCAGGUGGAAACGGUGGGGCUAGUCGUGCAAAGCAUGGUCAUGGAGACCAGAGCAGAAAGAGAAGCGGCGCUCCUGGCGCAUUUUAAUAUCCCCAACUUUGUGAACUCAGAACUAAGCUCUGCAUUGGGGGAUGAAGAUUUACUACUGGGUGAUCCACCGAUCAUAAUGGAGGAGGACCGUCCACGCUGUACCCAUCAUAUCAUUGACUAAACCUCCAGUUUGAAGAUGGCCUUUAUGCACUCAUCAUGGCAUCAUUAUUGUCUUCGACUCAGCCCUUGAUCUCUAAAAAUGAAGAGUGGUGGUGUUUUGCUUUAAAAGCUCUGCUUCUGCAGUGUGAGCUUUAAGGCUGAGCUAUUUUCUGACAUCUGGGGUCUACAGUGAUGCAUGAUGUCAGUCUUAAAGAUAAAAAAAGAUGGGAUUGCACGAAUGGUAUUUGGCCAAUGUGUUCUUGACAGCAGUGACAGCAAGCUGAAAGACUGUUGGGAAGCCUGUGUUUAGAAAAAGCUAAAUAUUUAAAGAAAAAACUACAAAAAUGAAAUCAAGGAUGUUGUUUCUGGUUGUAGGAAGUAUAUCUUGAUGACAUACUUCAUUUCUACUAUCAGCAUGAUUAAAAAAAAUCUCUUGAUGUGCAGUUGGAAGAUGUUUUUUUUUUUUCAAAUCCAGCAUUGCACUUAUGUAGCCUAAUGGCAAAAUUGCAGCAAUUUGGUAUUGCACUGCCUGGUUCUCUAGGCCUGUUGUGUGAGCAAAUGUCUGAGUAGAAAAUAGUUUGCUGUCUGCACUUGAAAGCUGAAUCAGUGGCUUUCCGCAGAAUAUCUGCAGUAUACUUGCAUACUAACUCUCUUUAAUUGUCUAAGUACAGCUGCCUGAACUGCCAGAGCAAUCAAAUAUUCAGUUCUGUCUCAUGUUUAUUUGAACACCUUUAUGCCAAUAAAAUUGAGUGCAAAUCU